AUGAGUAAAAGAAUCGACCACGAUGAAGAAGACCGUGAUUCUUCGGAAUAUGAGCAGAUGGAAGACGAAGAAGAAGACGUUGAGCGUUUUCCCCAACAACAAGCUUUGUACGCCAAAGAAGACGAUCAUUUUCAACCGCAGUACAUCACGGAACAAGUGCCGACAACCAGCAAUCAAAUGGAAUUGCCCUUGCAAAUCGACUAUGAAGAAGUCUACCCACAUAGUACGGUACCAGUCGACAAUUCCUACAAUAUCCUGGAAGAUGGCAAGGUUUAUUAUGAGAACGAAAUGGAAGACCUGGUUUACCAUGAAAUUUAUGGAGAAGGAAGCGAUCAGAAAAUUGAAAUGGAUAAAAGAAUACGAAACAUAAUCGGAUCCAGCGCUUCAUGUAUCGUUUGUCAGCGAACUCAAUCCGAAAAGAUUCGACUGUUCACAUGGCCAAAAUCCGAAGAGCUUCGUGUCCAAUGGCUUCAUUUCUUCCGACUACCAUCUAGUGUGCUGAACUCUACUCAUGAAUCCUAUAUCUGCUGUUAUCAUUUCUCAUCGGAUGCUUUUAUUAUGAUGGAUGAUAAAAUCUGUUGGAAAAAGACGGCUCUUCCAAAAUAUCGCCAUCGACGUCCCGGACUUUCUGAACCCUUUCCGUGGGAACCGUCAAUGAAAAUCAAGCUGAGUCAGGAAAUAGCCACAUCGGCGGGAUACAGAAUACGCUAUCGAAUGCCGUUCAAUAAGCAUAAAACGAGAAAAGUUCAUGAGGUAGCCAUUCUGACUCCUAUUGCUCAACCCCAUUUAUACUACGAAUUCCAUUUCAAUCGUUAUGGAUUAAAUAACACCAAAUUUUAUGCUUGUCUAAGUUGCCGAAAAGCAAAAACCGAGAGUGGAAUUCGAGACGUAAUCCGGACGAUUCAUCUAGAUGGAUACAAGUUUUUGAGCAGUGGAGAUCCAUUCAAUGGGCAUCAUUUUGCUUGUCGACCUCAUAAUGUUUAUGAUUCCAAAUCGAUGUGGCGUCCGGUUCCUGGCCAAAACGAGGACAACAAUGCAUACCAAGGAGUUGAAUACAUGGAUACUGCUGGCGAGUCCUUGGAAUGGAAUUCCAUGGUUCGUCCGGGAGAAGGAGGCGACGUGGCGACAAAAGAUGAAGAACCACCAAUCAUUUUGUAUGAGAACUUUGAGAAUCCGAUUUCAGAAGAAGUCAUUGAGACGGACUACGUUCUAGAAAGAGCCGCUACCGAUCAGGUGGGAUAUCCACAAGAUCCCCAAGAAGAAGAGGAAGAAGAAGAAGAACGGAUUGCUCACAACAAUCAGUCUCAUCGAAAAUCAUUGUCACGAAAAGCGCGCAUCAAGUGUCACCUGUGCAUGAAAUCUAACUUUUCAUCUACUCAAAGUUUCGUGGCCCAUUUACAAAAGCACAUAAUAGACGAGAAACCGUGCAAAAAGUGUGAAAAGCUAAUUUCCUGCGAUUCUCCAUCGAUUUGUAUUCGAAGGAAUUUGUGUGAAAAAUGUUAUUCCACCUAA
Messenger RNA from Caenorhabditis briggsae, 1512 nucleotides. The record is from RefSeq and is a predicted model, not a curated record. NCBI's taxonomy places the organism in Eukaryota, Metazoa, Nematoda, Chromadorea, Rhabditida, Rhabditidae. The transcript has 8 exons. Bases 1 to 1512 code for a protein of 503 amino acids.